Messenger RNA from Cylicocyclus nassatus, 1650 nucleotides. Lineage: Eukaryota; Metazoa; Nematoda; Chromadorea; Rhabditida; Strongylidae. The record is from the annotation of a GenBank genome assembly.
AUGACUGUGUUCGUCGAGGUCGCCGAGCGCGGAAGCCUGACCGCGGCCGCCGAGGUGCUGGACAUGUCGCGGGCGAUGGUCAGCCGCUACCUGGCCGAGGUCGAAGGCUGGCUGGGGGCGCGCCUGCUGCACCGGACCACGCGCCGGGUCAGCCUGACCGGUCCCGGCGAAGCGGCGCUGGCGCGCUUCCGGCAGAUGCUGGAGAUCGGCGAGGCGCUGCAGGGCGAGCUGGCCAGCGAUGAUCCCGAGCCGCACGGCACGCUGCGGGUGACCGCCAGCGUGUCGUUCGGGCAGAGCCAUCUGGCGCGCGCGGUGGCCGGUUUCGUCGCACGCCACCCGGCGGCGCGCAUCGAGCUGCUGCUGGUCGACCGCACGGUGAACCUAGUGGAAGAGCGGGUGGACCUGGCGGUGCGCAUCGCGCGCCAGAUCGAUCCCAGCCUGAUCGCGCGGCGGCUGGCCACCUGCCGCUCGGUGCUGUGCGCGACGCCGUCCUACCUGCAGGCACGCGGCACGCCGACCGCUCCCGAGCACCUGGCCGCACACAACUGCCUGACCCACCACUACGUCGGCAAGAGCCUCUGGCAGUUGCACCGCGACGGCCGUUCGCUGUCGGUGGCGGUGGGCGGCAACAUCAGUGCCAACGAGGCCUCGCUGCUGCUGGAGGCGGUGCGGGCCGGUGCCGGCAUCGCGAUGCUGCCGACCUACCAGGUGGCGCCGCUGCUGCGCACUGGCGAGCUGAUCGAACUGCUGCCGGAUUUCAGCCUGGACGAACUCGGCAUUCAUGCCGUGUACGCAUCACGGCGCCAGCAGCCCGCUAUCAUGCGACCUGGAUUGGCGCCCGCCGGGCAAGGAGAACACAUGAACCAUGGACAGGCCUUGAUCGACCACAACCGUGCUGCCUGGGACCGCCAGGCCAGCGAGGUGCGCGAGUGGUCGCGCCCGGUUGAAAGCUCAACCAUCGCCGCCGCGCGCGAAGGGCGCUGGCAGGUGCAUCUGACGCCGCGUGCACUGCCGCUGGACUGGCUGGGCGAUGUGCGCGGCCGCCGCAUCCUGUGCCUGGCUUCGGGCGGGGGACAGCAGGCGCCGGUACUGGCCGCGGCCGGUGCCGAGGUCACCGUGUUCGACCUGUCCGACGGGCAGCUGGAGCAGGACCGCCAGGUCGCGGCGCGCGAUGGCCUGCAGUUGCGCACGGUGCAGGGCGACAUGCGCGACCUGCACGCGUUCGCCAACGGCAGUUUCGAUGUGGUGUUCCAGCCGAUCUCGAACCUGUACGUGCCCGACGUGCGCCCGGUGUGGAGCGAGUGCCAUCGCGUGCUCGCGCGCGACGGCAUGCUGAUGGCCAGCUUCUACAACCCGGUGCUGUUCGUUGGUGCGCGCGAUCCGCAGCUGGAUGCGCAGGGCUUGAUCCGGCCGCAGUACGCCAUUCCCUAUUCGGACCUGGAAGACCUGGCACCGGCCGAGCGCGAGGCCAAGCUGGCGCGCGGCGAUGCGCUCACCUUCGGCCACAGCCUGACCGAACUCAUCGGCGGUCAGCUCGACGCCGGCUUCGUCAUCGAUCGUUUCAUGGAAGACUGGCAGCCGCAGCCGCGCUUUCUGAUCGACCGUUAUCUGCCCACGUUCCUGGCCACCCGCGCGCGCAGGAUCGGCUGA